CCUACGAGCUUUUGCCUGCAGUUGUUUAACCUUCUCAUCACAAAACAUGUCUGGGGUUUGGGUGUUCAAGAAUGGCGUCGUCCGGUUGGUGGACGGGGCGGAUUCCUUGCAAGGCUCCAACUCUCGGCCACGCAAGGUGCUCGUCCACACUCCAACUGACGAGGUCAUCAGCUCUUAUGCCGUGCUCGAACGCAAGCUGUACUCACUCGGUUGGGAGAGAUACUAUGACGAUCCAGACCUUCUUCAGUUCCACAAACGAUCCACCGUCCAUCUCAUCUCUCUCCCCAAGGAUUUCAACAAGUUCAAGUCCAUGCACAUGUAUGACAUUGUUGUUAAAAAUCGCAAUGUGUUUGAAGUGAGGGACACGUAGUCCUUGGACUAGUUUGUGCAGCGUGCUGGAUGUAUUUGUGAUGACUUUGAUUCUGUGCUAAUUUGUGUGUGUUUGUAAGUUUUUGGUUUGGAGCUUACUUUUGAAUAUUGGGUUAGUUUGGAUUGGUUUAGGGUUUAGGGAAAGCUAAGUAAGUAAAGUAGUUUAAGGGUGUGUUUGGUGAUUGAUUGUUACGUUGGGUAAUAUUACAGUUUGUACAAAUUGUUAUUAUG
Messenger RNA from Pyrus x bretschneideri (Chinese white pear), 600 nucleotides. Its product is annotated as flowering-promoting factor 1-like protein 3. The coding region runs from base 47 to 370 and encodes 107 amino acids. Gene Ontology annotation, biological process: regulation of flower development. Lineage: Eukaryota; Viridiplantae; Streptophyta; Magnoliopsida; Rosales; Rosaceae. The record is from RefSeq and is a predicted model, not a curated record. The transcript has a single exon.